AUGGCUCCCGCUUUGGCGACGCGUCCUCGAUGUCCACCGGUAAGCGUGCCAUGGAUAUCAAGAAGACCAAGUGUGACCGCGCACUGGUCGAGGGCGCAAAGCGGGAGCAACAGCGCGUCGCUUUUGCCCCCGAGUCUCAGUGGUGUCUUAAACCGCGCUAUCAAGAACGAGCUGAAGAAAAACCGUCACUCACGCAACGCUGGACUCAAUGGUGUGGGCCUUGGAUGUGGGCCUUGGGCCGGUAAUCAGGUACUGAAGCGCUGUCAACAGAAACUCCAGGCUCAGCGUGCGCAGCGCAUUGAGCAACGGAAGCAGUUGAAGCGCGAGCGGAAAGCUCGUGGACUUAAGAAUGCAAGUUCGGGUGGUAGUGCUUCAAGUGAAACAGCCGGGUCAGACGGCGCCGAUAGUGUUGCGAGCGAACUUUCGACUGCGUCGUCAUCGUCUUCACAUCCUUCUACACCACCCAGUGAAGCAGACAACGGUGCAGUGGGUUUGACAUUAACUGAAACGUCAAAGGUGAACGUAAACGCGAAAACAAAGGCUUCUGCAACAUGUCCUCAGACUACAGCCGUUGCGUAUCGAAAGGUGGUUGCAAGACGCUCUCAGCCGAUAAUGACUGACUCACGCGUUCGUGGUGCAGACUUGUACGUGGUGCGGCUUUUGCAAGACACUGAGUCGAAGGCCAAGGCGAAGGAGCAACGGCGUCGGCAGCAUGGAUUCACAUCGUCUCGAAUUCCGAUUCCAACCGUCGAGCCCCGGUACGCCGAUAGCCGUCCUUGCUGGCGCUGUCUCGAGUGGAUGUACUGGGCUGGCAUCAAGCGCGUCUAUUGGACGGAUCCUGAUGGCGAUUGGUAUGGCGAUAAGGUCGCACACCUCCUUUUCGGUUCAACUUCACAUGACUCUUCCUCAGCUACGACAGUCUAUGUGCCGGUGCAUUUAACUCAGUAUGAACAUGCCGCUGCGAUGCUGCGCAUCAAGGCGGGGUCUUCUUCAACAUCGAACGUCGCUUGUGUAUGA
This is a messenger RNA of Malassezia globosa CBS 7966, 1017 nucleotides long. RefSeq lists its product as uncharacterized. The record is from RefSeq and is a predicted model, not a curated record. The transcript has a single exon. Gene Ontology annotation, molecular function: catalytic activity. The coding region runs from base 1 to 1017 and encodes 338 amino acids. NCBI's taxonomy places the organism in Eukaryota, Fungi, Basidiomycota, Malasseziomycetes, Malasseziales, Malasseziaceae.